ACAGCUGAUAAACAAUAAAAACAUGUGAACAGUGAGAGCAGAAAUAAGCCAUGAAGCAGGGUCUUUGGUUCACCUGUGGCUAAAAGCUGCAAGUGAAUCUAACUUCAAAACCCUUAUAUAAGUUAGUCAUUCCAUUUCCAAUUACAAUUUACCACAUAGUUACGAGUUCCUAACAGUUGAAGCACUUGAUUCAAUGUCUUCCAUGCUUAAAAUAUUAGAGUUCUUUAUUUUUAAUCUUCUUCUGAUAUUGACUGCUUUCAAGAUCCAUAAAUUUGUUCUUGAUCGAAGAAUGCACAAACCAGAAUCAACUGUCAAUUGAAAACUAAUGAUUACAUCGCCAAACUGAAACCAUCCAAUAUAAUAUGAAGCAAUCACCUAGAAAAGCUGUUCUUUAAUCUCACUCUAUAAAUAAUGCAGCUUCGGGUUCACAUCUCCACACCUAAAAAUUCUCUGCAAAAUAAGCAAUCAAUUCUAUUUUCAUUCUUCGAUCAUUUCCAAGUCACUCGGUGAUCAUGGGAGUUUUCACUUAUGAAUCUGAGAUUGUUACUACAAUCCCACCAGCCAAGAUGUUUAAGGCUUGUAUCCUUGAUGGUGACAAGCUCAUUCCUAAGAUUGUUCCUCAGGCUUUUAAGAGUGUUGAGUACAUUGAAGGCAAUGGUGAGCCUGGGAGCAUCAAGAAAGUUACUUUUGAAGAAGGAAGCCAAUUCAAUUACGUGAAGCAGAAGGUAGAAGCAUUAGACAAAGAAAAUUUUGUGUGUCGUUACAGCGUGAUCGAAGGCGAUGCUUUGAUGAACAAACUUGAGAAAAUCACUUAUGAGACAAAGUUAAAGCUCUCUGCAGCUGGGGGAUCCGUGUGUAAGACUACUAGUAAGUAUUACACCAUUGAUGACUUUGAGCUCAAGGAAGAGGCAAUCAAGGCAGGCAAAGAAAAGGCUUUGGGAUUGUUCAAAGCUAUAGAAGCCUACCUCCUAGCAAAUCCAGAUGCCUAUUAAAAAUCCCAUUAUUGAAAUAGCAUCCACUUCAAUGAUCAGACAGUGUGGAACAUAUGUGCGCUUUGAGUGAGAGAGAAUUGCCUUUUCUUUUUUACUUUUUUAGUUUUUGCAGUUGUCUGUCAGUCCAUAUGAUAUGGCCUUCAGAUUGCUAAUAAGAGUUCAUAGUUUGUCUGAGAUUACCUGCAAGCUUGAACUGUAAAUGUCAACUGCAUUAAUAAAUUGUUGUGAGAUCAGGCCAUCCAUUGAAAAUGAUGAGUCCAGCAUCUUCAUCUUUCAAGAUUUACUAAUUAUAUAUUGAACAUAACAAAGUCAAGUUUCAGAAGAAAUAUGAAACUUAUUCUGACACAUAUUCCUUGAUGCAACCUGGAAGACAAAUUAUUAUGGAAAUUUAAAUCCACAAAGGCUUCCCCACGUUUUUAAAGAAAAGGGUUUAUGGUAAAAUUUUGGGUAAUUGAUAUGAUGAAUGCCACUACCAUUUUCCAAAAGGAUGCUGACAUAGUGACAUCAGAUAGUAUAGAGAAAUUUUAUUUUAUUUUAUUUUUUUGAUGAAAUGAUAUAACAUUGGGAAAAUUUCAAACUCCAAGAAUAGCCAAACAUGUAGAUAAAGAGAAGUUUCAAAGCAGGGUCGUCUGGCGGUUCACUUAUGGCUCAUGUGCAGAAAACCCAAGUACAAAAAAUAGCCAUAAUUCAUCCAACCAAUGAGAAAUGGUAGUAAUCAAGAUGUUCCGAAUACCCAACAGUGAAGUUCAAGGUUAUAAAAACUUAAUUGGAGGUAAACAGGGAUGUCAAAUCUUCUUUAAAUUCAAUAGGAAUAAGAUUUUUUAUGGUAUUGAGAUGGGAUGGAUAUUAAAUUUUAAGG
Molecule: messenger RNA, 1851 nt
Organism: Durio zibethinus
Lineage: Eukaryota; Viridiplantae; Streptophyta; Magnoliopsida; Malvales; Malvaceae
Product: major allergen Pru av 1-like
Biological process (GO): defense response; abscisic acid-activated signaling pathway
Cellular component (GO): nucleus; cytoplasm
Molecular function (GO): protein phosphatase inhibitor activity; abscisic acid binding; signaling receptor activity
Source: RefSeq, a predicted model, not a curated record